This is a messenger RNA of Saccostrea cuccullata (small rock oyster), 723 nucleotides long. Its product is annotated as CDC42 small effector protein 2-like. Gene Ontology annotation, molecular function: small GTPase binding. NCBI's taxonomy places the organism in Eukaryota, Metazoa, Mollusca, Bivalvia, Ostreida, Ostreidae. Gene Ontology annotation, cellular component: plasma membrane. Bases 391 to 663 code for a protein of 90 amino acids. The record is from RefSeq and is a predicted model, not a curated record. Gene Ontology annotation, biological process: regulation of Rho protein signal transduction. The transcript has 5 exons.
AUGCCGAGUGCAAGUCUUAGGUUUGUUGAUAUAAGCGGUCUGAACUCUCUCAACUUUUGCCUAUUUCCGGGGUAAUAAUCGGAAUAUUUCCUUUUCUAGCCGCUCGUGAUCUACCUCAAUAACAGAAUAUUUCCCGUUCCAGUCAGUAAAAGUUCAGGUCCAUUCAGAACACAAUGGAAGCUAAACUUUAACCUCUGAGAGAUUCCAUCACCAUGGUAACAUUCCCAUAAUGCUGUUCACAUUUCCAUUUGAAAAUUUUGUUAAACACGGGUCCACUAAGAACUAAGAUCCAAACGUCCCUGUGUCAUCAUCAACAGAAAAGGAAAGAAUCUACACACAGAGUAGCUGUUGACAUAUCGGCCCUAGUCUUUAGACUCCUAGUGGUGCAUUAUGGGGGAUGGACUGUUUUCUUUGAUGACUUGCUGUAUAGCAGAGCAACCUCAACCCACGAAGAGGCGGCGAAGGAUUGAUGCCACGAUGAUAGGAAAUCCAACAGACUUCAGGCACACAGGGCACAUAGGGUCAGGGGAGGUGGCCACCAAACAGAAUGUCUGUCUCGCUUCCAUGCAAAACCAGAUGAGUUCCAAGGGUGGAUACGAUCACGUAUCGCCUGUUACAGGACAUCUAAAUGUUAUAGACCUCCCCGCCAGGAGAAACACAUAGAUGUUCAUCAGUCAGGCUUCUCAUUAUCCUGUAUAUAAAACAUUCAUCUGUGAUCUCAUC